AUGGCUGAACAGGAAAAGAAAGCCAAAACAGAGCGAAAGACAUGGGACAAGGAGGAAUGGCGCAAGAAGGCGCAGGAAAAGGAUGCAGAGGAACGCGAACGGAUGCAGAAGAAUGACGAGUUGAUGCGAAAAGGCAAGAAACCUGCGCGACGGAAUCCAGCAAUGGACAAACCCAAGCCGACCGAGGUCUUGAAGCAAAGAGAGGGAUCCUUGGAACUCGAAAAGAACCUCGGCAAGACUAUGGUUGUUACGAAUGGCACUGGACGAGGCGCAGGACAGCCUGGAUUUUACUGCGAGGUCUGCGACCGCAACCACAAGGACAGCAACAGCUACCUAGAUCACUUGAACAGUCGUAGUCACUUGCGCAUGAUUGGUCAGAGUACGCGAAUAGAGCGGUCAACAGUUGAGCAAGUCCGAGAGAAGAUUGCUGCACUGCGUGCACAAACAAAGGAGGUUCAGACUGCCAAAAACUUUGACUUUGACCGACGGCUUGCGGAGAUUAGGGCGAAAGAAGACGAGCUUCGUGCCGAAAGACGCGCUCAGAAAAAGGCUAAAAAGGAAGCUCAACGAGCAGAACUUCUCAAGGUUGGGACAGACGACGUUGACAUGGAGGCACAAGCGGAUAUGGCCGCGAUGAUGGGCUUCAGUGGCUUUGGGACAACAAAGAAAUAG
This is a messenger RNA of Serendipita indica DSM 11827, 672 nucleotides long. Lineage: Eukaryota; Fungi; Basidiomycota; Agaricomycetes; Sebacinales; Serendipitaceae. The record is from the annotation of a GenBank genome assembly.